AUGACAACAAUAAAAAUCCCAUUUACUAAAGAAAGUAUCCGACAAAUUCCUGCCAAGGACUUAAACGCAGGAACCAAAGGAGUAGAGUUAGAAGUCCAAACUAAUUUCUUAGUGUCGCAAAUUUGCUCCAUAGAUAAAGCCGUUGGUAAUCCAACUGACGGUUCUUUUGAAAAAAUUUCUUUUGUCUUUAAGGAUGAUGCUGAAAAAGCUUAUUAUGAUGCUCUUUUAGAUAGCAAAAGUCAAAAUUUUGAGUUGAGUUUUGAUAAAGACAAAGUUUUUUUAAUGGUCUUUGGCUUUGGAAACUUUAUUGACAAAACUAAACCCGAAGUCCAAGUUAGUCCCGGACAUAAAAGCAUGGUAGUAUUUUUUGAGUCUAAAUUUACUGGGAUAAUUACUCUGGAAAUUUCAAACGAUAGGCAAAAUAACGCUAGCCCUUUAAUAGUUAUCAUGCCAAUUACUUCCUUAAAAGCCGGUGAUAAAGCUUUUUCUUUUCAAGUGCCAAUUACUUUAAAGAAUAAGAGUGUGAUACUGGUAGACCAAAUCAGAACCAUUGACCGAGAUAAGUUUAAAGAUAAAAUUACCAAAGUUGAGGAGAAAUUAAUAGAGGAA
Molecule: messenger RNA, 609 nt
Organism: Entrophospora sp. SA101
Lineage: Eukaryota; Fungi; Glomeromycota; Glomeromycetes; Entrophosporales; Entrophosporaceae
Source: the annotation of a GenBank genome assembly